AUCGCUUCCGUCGUUCAAGACCCUCUCUGUAUAUGAACAUCCGAAAACCCUCUUCUCUCUCCUCCUCCGCCCUCUCUCCGAGGUCCACCUGCCUCCGCCGCUGAAACCGUAGAGCCGCCGCGAACGGAGGAGAGAGAGAGAGAACGAAGACGAAGCCUACGCUCUUCCUUGCCUCGCUUCCUCCGCGAACCUUCCCGACCGAUCCGAACCAAGAAGCUCAGGGUGUGAUUGCUGUCUGGAGGUCGAACAGUAAUGGCGGCGGCGACGAGGGCGGCGCAACGACCAGUCUCUGCUCAAGUUGUCGGCGAUGCGUUUGUUCAACAAUACUACAGCAUACAGCACCAGUCGCCGGGGCUCGUCUAUCGAUUUUAUCAGGACAUAAGCAAGCUUGGUCGUCCUGAAGGCGAUGGGACUAUGAGCAUAACUACAACCAUGCAGGCCAUCAAUGAGAAGAUACUGUCACUUAACUAUGGUGACUACAGGACUGAGAUAAAAUCUGUGGAUGCACAAGAAUCUUAUAAUGGGGGAGUCCAAGUCCUUGUAACUGGGUUUUUGGCCGGAAUGGAUAACAAUACUCGACAUUUCACUCAAACUUUCUUCCUUGCGCCACAAGAAAAAGGUUUCUUUGUUUUGAAUGACAUAUUUCGAUAUGUGGAGGAUAUUGAAAACCAUAAUGGUAGCCAAAGUACAGCUAAUGAAGUGGAGGCUCCUCUCACUCCUGACCAGGAAAAUUUCUUGCUCCUGUCCAGGAGAAUCAUGUUUCUGAGGAUACAAUGGUUCCCAUAGAGGUUAAUGGGGAAGAAGCAUUCAAUCCCCCUGAAAAUGGAGAAGUGUCUGUUGUGGCAGAAGAGAUGCCAGUGCCUGAGGUUUUUGAUGAAGUGCUUAAUUAGAAGAUAAUUUCCCUUAAUUAGAGUACACUUUCUGUCUUGUUCUGUUAUUCGUUCCUCUGACCUUUGGAUAGUUAUUUGGAUAGUUAUUGGUUCCUCUGUCUUGUUCUGUUGCAUAGGAAACUGUUAAAUUGCUCUAGGGCAAUCUUAUCUACUGAUCCAACCUUCUGAGCUUGAGCCUUCCUCUUGACAGGGGAUUGGGCACAAUAUUGAAGAUCCUUUAAAAGCUCGCAUUCAGGGGACUAAUAUGGCGAGGCAACGAGGGCUUUUAUGACACAAUCAAUAAUUCUAUUAAUUUUCAAUUAGCUCUUGCUCUAGUUUCUUUAGGGGUGUUAUUAUUUGGUAGCUCAACAUGUACGCUUUUAUGUGCUUACAAAUUCAAAGAACAAGACUUUGUUACUAAAGUUACAUUAUAUUCAUCAAAAAUACAUGGAUGACACUGUAUUAAUUUCUCUGUAGGUUCCCUCGUGUACGUUUAAGUUAUGUAUCUUUGUUGUUUGGACUUUGUAAAAUGUUGAAAACUCAUAGGUGAUGUACACAGUUACACUUUCACUACAGUAUAAACAAAGUCAUUUGGCAAUAUUAAUGGUUGCUAUUCAUGGUAUUUUUGCAAUACAGUGGGACUUGGAUAAAUAUUAAUGUGACUUAAACUUUGGUUGCUUUAUAAUCAUGCUCCAACAGACCAAUGUAAACAUGAGAACCCAUGAGACAUAGAUGAACUUUUUGGGCAAACACUUGAUGCUUGUGCAUGUCUGUAGGCUGUGAGUCAUUUUCAGCCUCAUAUCUAAAUAGAGAGUUUAGACCAAUGUAAACAUGAGAACCCAUGAGACAUAGAUGAACAUUUUGGGUAAACACUUGAUGCUUGUGCAUGUCUGUAGGCUGUGAGUCAUUUUCAGCCACAUAUCUAAAUAGAGAGUUUACCCGUCAUAUGACAUGAAAUGUUUUGACUUUUGAGUAUGUUAUGAAUGUCUCUACACUUGUACGGUGUUGCAUAUAAUGUGUAAUCUUUUGAUAAUUAAAAUUAGUCACUCAAAACUUUGCAUUGCGUGCAAGUCAUGUUUGAUGACGGUGUCAGGACCCUAGGAUGUAUAAUAGCUUACAAUAGAGUUGAGUGUAGUAGAUUAUCCCUCAGGAGGAGUUAAUUCUGUUAAGUUGUUAGUGGUAGUUAUUUUGCUUCUUGUAUUUUCUGUUAACCUAUUGAAGUAGCUAUAUAAAGCUGCUAGGGCUGUUGUAGAUGCAUUAUCCAGAAAUAUAUCAAUUGAAUCUUCUGAUUUCCUCUCUUCCAAACUCUCUCUCCCUCCCUCUCAGAUCUGUCUGUUUCUCUCCCUCAGCUUCUCCUCCUCUCUUUCUUCCUCCCGAUUCUCCCUCUUGAUCUCCCUGUUUCUUCCACCUCCUUCUGUUUCCCUCUCUCUUUCUCUAAUUCUGCUAAUUCCUCCUAAAACCUUCCCUAAUUCUCUGCUGAAACCCUAGGCGAACUUAGGACCCUGACAGACUGUUGUGGUUUUUCUUGUGGUUACUAAGAUUAUUGCUUUAUAUACAAAUGGCAGAAAGACAAUGCUCAGAGUGCGGAACCAACCCCUGCACUGCCGAAGGAGCCCAGAUUCAGAUGCCCGUUAUGCAUGUGCCCAUUGGUCGAGG
Molecule: messenger RNA, 2525 nt
Organism: Diospyros lotus (date-plum)
Lineage: Eukaryota; Viridiplantae; Streptophyta; Magnoliopsida; Ericales; Ebenaceae
Product: nuclear transport factor 2-like
Exons: 5
Coding region: 253-786 (177 amino acids)
Cellular component (GO): cytosol; ribonucleoprotein complex
Molecular function (GO): mRNA binding
Source: RefSeq, a predicted model, not a curated record